Messenger RNA from Ipomoea triloba (trilobed morning glory), 2435 nucleotides. RefSeq names its product phospholipase D alpha 1-like. Lineage: Eukaryota; Viridiplantae; Streptophyta; Magnoliopsida; Solanales; Convolvulaceae. Gene Ontology annotation, biological process: phospholipid catabolic process; phosphatidylcholine metabolic process. The transcript has 3 exons. The coding region runs from base 3 to 2435 and encodes 810 amino acids. Gene Ontology annotation, cellular component: plasma membrane. Gene Ontology annotation, molecular function: calcium ion binding; D-type glycerophospholipase activity. The record is from RefSeq and is a predicted model, not a curated record.
AAAUGGCUCCGGAUUUGCUUCAUGGGACCCUACAUGUGACGGUCUACGAGGUUGAUCAUAUUAGCGGCGGAGGCGAAGGUGAUAGACACUUUUUUCGUAAGAUUAUGGAGCAAGUUGAGGAUACUGUUGGUAUUGGAAAAGGAAGUCCAAAGCUGUAUGCUACUAUAGAUCUGGAAAAAGCUAGGGUUGGGAGAACCAGAACGGUUGAUGAUCCCGGGAACCCCAAGUGGGAAGAAUCUUUUCACAUUUAUUGUGCGCAUUCAGCCAGUAAUGUCAUAUUCACUGUCAAGGACAACAAUCCUAUUGGCGCGACCUUAAUUGGGAGAGCUUAUGUACCUGUUAGUGAGGUUUUGGAUGGGGAUGAAAUAGACAAGUGGGUUGAGAUUCUGGAUAAAGAUAGGAAUCCUGUUGAGGGAGGUUCCAAAAUCCAUGUGAGGCUGCAGUAUUUUGAUGUCUCUCGAGACCGAAAUUGGGGAAAGGGAAUCAAAAGUCCCAAGUAUCCUGGAGUUCCUUACACCUUCUUUGGACAGAGAAAAGGGUGUAAGGUUUCCUUGUACCAAGAUGCACAUAUCCCUGAGAAAUUUAUACCGAAAAUCCCUCUGUCUGGGGGGAAGUUUUAUGAAGGUCACAGGUGUUGGGAAGAUGUGUUUGAUGCAAUUACUAAUGCAAAGCAUUUGAUUUACAUUACAGGAUGGUCAGUGUAUACUGAGAUUACCCUAGUGAGGGACUCAAGGAGGCCAAAGCCAGGGGGAGACACUACGCUUGGGGAGCUGCUUAAGAAGAAGGCAAGUGAGGGUGUGAGAGUUUGUAUACUGGUUUGGGAUGACAGAACCUCUGUAGGCCAAAUGAAGAAGGAUGGUUUGAUGGCUACUCAUGAUGAAGAAACUGAUAAUUUCUUCAAAGAUACUGAUGUGCAUUGUAUCUUAUGCCCCAGGAAUCCUGAUAAUGGUGGAAGCAUCAUUCAGGGGUUACAGAUAUCUACAAUGUUUACUCAUCACCAAAAGAUUGUGGUGGUGGACCAUGAAAUGCCCGAUGGAGGAUCGGAGAAGAGGAGAAUUGUGAGCUUUGUGGGCGGUAUUGAUCUCUGCGAUGGGCGAUAUGACUCGCCUUUCCAUUCUCUUUUCAGGACACUAGACACGGCCCAUCACGACGAUUUCCACCAGCCAAACUACACUGGUGCUGCAAUCACAAAAGGCGGGCCGAGAGAGCCUUGGCACGACAUUCACUCCAAGCUGGAAGGACCUGUGGCCUGGGAUGUUCUGUAUAACUUUGAGCAGAGAUGGAAGAAGCAGGGAGGGAAGGAUGUUAUUAUUGAUCUGAGAGAGCUUGAUCAGAUUAUAAUCCCACCAUCACCAGUGAUGCUCCCAGAUGAUCAGGAGACAUGGAAUGUUCAGUUGUUCAGAUCUAUUGAUGGCGGGGCGGCUUUUGGCUUCCCCGAUUCACCAGAGGAGGCUGCCAAGGCGGGUCUUGUAAGUGGGAAGGAUAACAUUAUUGAUAGAAGCAUCCAAGAUGCUUAUAUCAAUGCCAUUCGCCGAGCAAAGAAUUUUAUAUACAUUGAGAACCAAUAUUUCCUUGGAAGCUGUUUUGGCUGGGCUUCAGAUGACAUCAAUACUGCAGAAAUUGGUGCGUUGCACCUAGUUCCUAAGGAGCUCUCAUUGAAGAUUGCAAGAAAGAUUGAAGCUGGGGAGAGGUUUGCAGUGUACGUUUUGGUUCCAAUGUGGCCAGAAGGGAUCCCAGAGAGCUCAUCAGUUCAAGCAAUAUUAGAUUGGCAAAGGAGGACAAUUCAGAUGAUGUAUAAAGAUGUAAUUGAAGCUAUGAGAGCCAAGGGAAUUGAGGAAGACCCCAGGAAUUAUCUCACAUUCUUCUGCGUUGGUAAUCGGGAGGUGAAGAAGAGUGGCGAGUACGAACCUUCAGAAAGUCCUGAACCUGAUUCAGGCUAUGCCAGCGCUCAGGCGGCUCGACGCUUCAUGAUCUACGUCCAUUCCAAGAUGAUGAUAGUUGAUGAUGAGUACAUCAUAGUUGGAUCUGCGAACAUCAACCAGAGAUCAAUGGACGGGUCAAGAGACUCGGAGAUAGCCAUGGGAUCCUACCAACCUCACCAUUUGACGACCAGCCGGCAAUCCGCGAGGGGACAGGUUCACGGCUUCCGAAUGGCGCUGUGGUACGAGCACCUGGGCAUGCUGGACGACUGUUUCCUCCGCCCAGAAAGCGAGGAAUGUAUCCAGAAGGUGAACAACAUGGCUGACAAGUACUGGGAACUCUACUCCGACGAAAACUUGGAACGAGACCUGCCGGGCCACAUGCUUCGUUACCCCAUCGGAAUCAGCAGUGAUGGCAUUGUAUCAGAGCUACCAGGAUUCGAGUGCUUCCCGGACACCAAGGCUCGUAUUCUUGGAGCUAAAGCUGAUUUCCUUCCUCCCAUCCUCACCACUUAA